Molecule: messenger RNA, 2959 nt
Organism: Phyllopteryx taeniolatus (common seadragon)
Lineage: Eukaryota; Metazoa; Chordata; Actinopteri; Syngnathiformes; Syngnathidae
Gene: itgb6
Product: integrin, beta 6
Exons: 15
Coding region: 134-2482 (782 amino acids)
Biological process (GO): cell adhesion mediated by integrin; cell-matrix adhesion; cell migration
Cellular component (GO): integrin alphav-beta6 complex; cell surface; focal adhesion
Molecular function (GO): integrin binding
Source: RefSeq, a predicted model, not a curated record
GUAAAAGUGCGCGGCGGCGCGUCUCCCCCGCUCCGCCUUCGUUGGAGAAGCGCAGAAGGCACAAAGCUGGCCUCGCACGCCUUGCACGCGUGUAAAUAUGAGACAAGUUGAAGUCACGUCACGGACUAACUAAAUGGGGCUUCUCCUACUGGGCCUGAUUCUCUGCUACUGGAUCACCGCUGUGGAGGGUUCAUGUUCAGCUAGUAGCGCUGUGACUUGUGAUGUGUGUCUCCAACUUGGUCCACACUGUGCCUGGUGUACACAGGAGAAUUUCACAAACUGGUUGUCAGUCAGCGAAAGAUGUAACACGCCAGAACGCUUGCUGGAGAAAGGAUGUGCAGCGAGCCUGUUGGAGUUUCCCGUUUCCGAGGGAGAAAUCCUCCGGGAUCAACCGCUUGGGAAGAAGAGUGGCAACAUGAACCUCACUCAGAUCUCGCCGCAGAAAAUGGCACUCAAGCUACGACCCGGCAGUCAGGUGACUUUCCAGGUGAAAAUCCAGCACACUGAAGACUACCCUGUGGACCUCUACUACCUGAUGGACUUGUCCGCAUCCAUGAUCGAUGAUCUGAACACGAUCAAGGACCUUGGCUCCACCCUAUCCAAGGAAAUGGCCAACCGCACCAGUAAAUUUCGGAUGGGCUUUGGUUCUUUUGUGGAAAAACCCGUUCUGCCCUUCAUCAAGAUCACAGAAGAAGAGCUCGCCAACCCUUGCAGCAGCGUCGAUGUGACCUGCUUACCGACAUUCGGCUACAAGCACGUCUUGUCCCUGACAAGCAACACGGACAAGUUCAACGAGAUGAUCUCGAUGCAGCGCGUGUCGGCAAACAUUGACCUCCCAGAGUGCGGCUUCGACGCCGUCAUGCAGGCAGCUGUUUGCGGGGGCAGGAUAGGUUGGAGGAAUGAUUCCAUGCGUUUGCUGGUGUUUGUCAGUGAUGCUGACUCACAUUUUGGGAUGGACAGUAAAAUGGCCGGCAUCGUCAUUCCCAACGACGGCCAGUGUCACCUGGACGAGAGUAACGAAUACUCCAUGUCCACGGAGCAGGAGUAUCCAAGCCUGGGCCAGCUGAUUGACAAAGUAGUGGAAAACAAUAUCUUAUUGAUAUUUGCCGUGACAGAAAAUCAGAAGCAAAACUAUGAAAACUAUGCAAAUCUCAUACCUGGUGCCACCGUAGGAGUCGUGGCCACAGAUUCUCGCAACAUCCUGGAACUGAUUUUAACGGCGUACAAAGAGCUCCGAUCAGAAAUUGAACUGGAGGUCCUUGGAGACACAGAAGAGCUAAGGAUGUCCUUUGCUGCUAUUUGUCCAAAUGGUACAUUCCUUCCGGACCUCAAACGGUGUUCUAACGUCAAACCUGGAGAGACGGUGCUGUUCAACGUGUCCGUCGAGCUUCCAGGAUGCCUGUCGGGACACAGACGCUUCUCCUUAAAGCCAGUGGGUCUGCAGGACACUUUGGACAUAGAAUUGGAGUCUAUAUGUUCCUGCGAGUGCCUGAGGCCUCCCGAAGCCGACAACAGCAGCCGGUGCGCGGAGGGCCAGGGGACUUUCCACUGUGGCGUGUGCGCGUGUCAGCCGGGCUUCUCGGGAGCGGAGUGCGAAUGCAAUGAGGAAAGUGCAUUGUUGACUAACUGCGCCGCAAACAACGAGAGCGACAUAUGCAGCGGUCAGGGGCAAUGCUACUGCGGGGAGUGUGUGUGUGACACAUCCAGCUUUGGUCACAUCUACGGACCUUACUGCGAGUGUGACAACUACUCAUGCGUUCGCUUCCGUGGGGAACUCUGUGGAGGCCACGGAGAGUGUGACUGCGGAGAGUGCCGCUGUCAAAGUGGUUGGACGGGGGAGCACUGUAACUGUAGCAGCAGCAGCGAGGCGUGCCUUUCCCAAGAUGGAGUCCUGUGCAGCGGCCGGGGCAAGUGCGAGUGUGGCCGGUGUGUCUGCUUGGUACCGGGAGCAUCGGGGGAUUUGUGUGAGAGGUGCCCCACGUGUGGCGAUGCCUGUUCUAUAGCAAGGACAUGUGUAGAGUGUCAUCUCCGAGCAAAAGAGGAUGCUGAGCUGUGUGAGCAAAACUGCAGUCUCCCCAAGAUUUACAUCAACACGACAGCAGAAGUGGACAAGAGCGCCUCGACGCGAUGCACAAUGAUGUCGGAAAAUGAGUGCUGGAUCUCGUUCGGUGUGCUCGGCGGGGACUCGACGACAGUCUACAAUCUUCACAUGUACGGUUGUCCCGAACCGCCCGACAUCCCCAUGAUCAUCCUGGGGGUCUCACUUUCCAUUGUGUGCAUCGGACUGAUCCUGCUGGCUGUUUGGAAAGUGCUGGUCUCAGUUCACGACCGUAAAGAGGUGGCCAAGUUUGAGGCUGAGAUGGCAAAGGCCAAAUGGCAGUCGGGGACCAACCCACUGUUCAGAAGCUCGACAUCUACCUUUAAAAAUGUUACGUACAAGAACAGAGAACGGGACAAGAUGAUUGCCAUGGAUCACUACUGACGAUGAGCUGGAGGCAACGCCGACCGGCAUCUGAGUGCACUUAGUCUUGGUUCGUGUGAGCGUACAGUAUGUGCGUGUAUGUGUGUUACGAUGGGAAUGUGAUAUUUCUAUGCUUUUUUUUUUUUUGUACUACUGCAUGAAACUCUGGAUUUGGUCCAGAGACGUGAGACGCAGAAUUACCGCCAAGCCUGUGAACAGACAUGAGUGUGUGUCGCAACAUUUGCUGCUGUUUAACUGCAGUUUGCCUGCAGGUGCAAAUGCACACCGAGCUCUGCCGUCUGUUGUCGUCGACAUGGCAACACGCAGCUGAGAGAGAGAACGCCAAACAUGUUUGAGUGGUCGACUACUGAAAAAAAAAAAUGUCAUGCCAUGUCAUGUUCAUCCAAUGAAUGUAAACGUCAAGUUUAUGAUUUUCGCUUAUUGUAAAUUAAAACUGAGCCUUCAGUGUUGAUAAUAAAAUGCAAUGGUGUGGCCCAA